This is a messenger RNA of Cylas formicarius (sweet potato weevil), 595 nucleotides long. RefSeq lists its product as uncharacterized. The transcript has 2 exons. The record is from RefSeq and is a predicted model, not a curated record. The coding region runs from base 41 to 469 and encodes 142 amino acids. NCBI's taxonomy places the organism in Eukaryota, Metazoa, Arthropoda, Insecta, Coleoptera, Brentidae.
UGUGUGUGUGUGUGUACUCGUGCUCCGAAAACACUUGACAAUGAAUAAAGAAGGUCCUUAUUGCUGCUAUUCCGCUGCUGAUUUAACUCUCUGUCCCAUCGAUAAAUCACACCUGUUGCUUAAGCGGCGCCUCACAAAUCACGUAUGGAAGAAACACCCACAAGAGUGGCCGGCGUGGAAGGAGGAGCAGCUAAAUCAACAGGUAGCAAGAUUGAAUGAAAAAAUUGAAGAGGACCGGCAGUGGUACGCCUUGCAAACUCAAAGGCAACAAAAAAAACAGCAACAGAAUUGGACGGCGGGACCAGUCACAACAACAACAACAGCAGAUGAUGAUUGGGAUACCAACAGUUGUAGUUCGUAUCAAACGACAACAGAUUGGACGGGACCAGUCACAACAACAGCAGAUGAUGAUUGGGAUACCAACAGUUGUAGUUCAUAUUUAGAUUUUUUAAAAAAUAAAAAAACAUAGUAUAGAAAAAAAUGUUUUGCAUUUCACACAGAUCCAAUCCUCGUUAAUCAUAAAAUUCGUCGGGAAUUAUUAGAAUAGUUAUCUGUAAAAAAAAAAAAAAAAAUCUAUAACUUUAACCUAGGGGGG